AGCGUGAAGUUGUCGUUGCUAUUGGAGACGGGACGGAAAGUAGGAAGUAGUAGCUGGAGUGACAACAGCUGAGGAUAGUUUUGGUGUUCAGAAGAGGUUUAUGUUCGCUGAACGGGGCAAUAUUUCCCUAAAUUGAUAUAUAAUACAACACAGCAUUACGAAACCUAAGCUGAAGCUGUCAUGAGUCGUGGCAGGAAUCCUCCACAGAAAGGCCAAGGAGCCGCACGAGCCAAACAGAUGGGUUUGCUCUUGGAUCUGUCUCCGGACGCUGGCCUGAACGACUUGGGCGGAAAUGAGAAGGAGUUAGAGGCGGAGCUUUUUGCUCUGAUUGGAGGAGGCAGUGCUGGGCUGAAAGGGAAGAAAGAGGAUGGGAAAGCUCCUGUCCCCAUGGAGGACAUUGAGCGCAUGGCCGCCCUGUGCAUGAAGGACCUGGACGAGGACGGAGAUGACGAUGCAGACUUGGAGGACGACGCCGAUCUCCUGGCUGAGCUAAAUGAGGUUCUGGAAGAUGAUCAAGAGGAACCAGCUCCUGCACCAAUCCUGUCUCAGCACUCUAACAUAACCCCUAAAUCCACCCACACUACCCCGAGUGGUGCUGGCGGUCAGGAGUUUCUCCUGCAGGAGCGUAUCAAUAUGUACCAGUUGUCCAUCGCCAACGCCAAAGCUUCAGGAGAGGCCAGUAAGGCUCGUAGAUACGACCGUGGACUGAAGACACUACAGUCUAUGCUGGCUUCGGUGAAAAAGGGAAAACCCAUUAACGAGGAGGAGAUCCCGCCUCCCGUCGCUACUGGGGCUAAACCCAACACUGCACAGCAAGAACCAAUCAGAGAACAAGAACAGCCUGCACCAGAUCACGCCUCCCGGCCAAGGACCAACGAGAAACCGCUACAGGAGGCGAAGCCUGUGGCCCCGCCCAAACCUCAGCUGCUGCAGCCGCCCAAUCAGAAAACGCCGGCUGUGACGCCAGAUACACCAGCCAUAUCGCCCUUAACUCCCAUCCAGCCCAGUGCCCAGCAUUCAGAGCUGAAGUCCAGUGUGUUGAGCAGACAGAGGGAAUAUAAACUGGCGGCUAUUCAGGCUAAACAGAGUGGAAACACAGACCUCGCCAGACAACACCUUGUUGUCGCCAAGAAGUUGGACUCUAUAGUGGAAGCGAUGGACAGAGGAGAGCGCGUGGAUGUCAGCUCACUGCCGCCCCCUCCUGUUGAGUGUUCUCCUCCAGCUCCUCAAUCUGCAUCUGCCAGACCCGCCCCUGCUCCUCCAACCACUGAUACUCCAGUACCUGACGCUCCCCUUCCUGCUCCCCGUAACCUGGCCGAGGCACUGCAGCAGCGCAUGGACAAAUACAAGAGUGCAGCUGAGAGUGCCAAGAGCAAAGGAGAUGACCGGAAAGCUCGCAUGCACCAGCGCCUUGCUAAGCAAUAUCAAGAUGCCAUUAAGGCGCACAAAGCAGGACGACCUGUGAAUCUAGCAGAGCUACCAGUACCGCCAGGUUGUCCUCCUCUACAGGGUGCCGAAAGCGCAGAGCAAAACUUCCUGGGUGUCCUGGAAACGGCCGUGAAACUGGCCAAUCAGGAUGCAGAUGCAGGGGAUGAUGACGAUGGGCCAGAGGAGGAAGGUGCAAAGCCAGCGGUGCGUCCUGCUGCACAGAAAGCUCGAGCCCCCGCUCCCUCACACUCCUCGUCCCCUGCAGUGACCCCCACGGCCUCCACAGACACCCCCAAAGUGGGGUCUAAAGUUCAGCAGCAGCUGGACUUCCUGCUCCAUCGCAGGCAGCAGUUUAUUAAAGCGGCCCUGCGCUCGAAGCAGAUGAAGGAUGUUCAGGGAGCAGCGCAGCACCUGCGCAACGCCAAGGGACUCGACCACAUGAUCACCGCAGCCAAAGGAGGCCUUCCCGUCGAUAUCAGCAAGGUACCCAGUGCCCCAGUGAGCGAGGAAGAAUACGCUCUCUCUCAAGCUCGCUCGUCCUCUCUCUCUUCCCGCUUGUCCCAGCAGUACGCUCAGCUCAUGGAGCGCCUCAGGCAGCAGCACGAGAAAUGUCUGAGCUACUCGCAGCAGUUCACUCAAAUGGGCAACAUGGCCGAGACCACAAGAUUUGAGAAGCUGGCGGAGGAGUGUAUGAGUAAUAUUGAGCUGCUGAAGAAAGCUCAUGCUAAAGGCUAUCCUGUUCCAGGUCACCACACAGAGGAGCGCACCAUCAACACCGUCAAGAUUUUCCCCAAUUUGACUGCCAGUGAGAUGGAGCUGACAAUCAUAAAAGGAAUCAACCUACCCACUCCAGGAUUUUCAGCCCAUGAUUUGGACGCUAGUGUGCGCUUUGAGUUUCCCUUCCCUAGUUCGGAAGAAGCUCAAAGAGACAAAACCAACACUGUGAAAAGCACCAACUGCCCAGAGUUCAGAGCGCAGUUUAAGCUGCAGAUCAACCGAACACACCGAGGCUUUAAGAGAGUGGUGCAGACCAAAGGCAUCAAGUUCGAGGUCGUCCACAAAGGUGGCCUCUUCAAGAAUGAUAAGGUGGUGGGAAAUGCUCAGCUGAAACUCGAAGCACUGGAGAAUCAGUGUGAGAUCAGAGAGAUUAUAGAUGUGCUGGAUGGCAGGAAGGCGACAGGAGGGAAGCUGGAGGUGAGGGUGAAGAUUCGGGAGCCACUGGGCGGGGUCCAGCUUCAGCCCGUCACAGAGAAAUGGAUCGUAGUGGAUCCACCGGCCAUCACCCCCGACAGAGAGAGAGCGAGAGAACGGGCACCUUCACCAAAAUCCAAACCCCGCAACGAUCAAGGAAAGAGCAUCCAACCAGGUCCUUCACCUCCUCAAUACAAACUCCACAGCUUCAGCCUCCUCAACUACGACAAGGAAAGACUAGAGAGAAAGAUUGGUGAGUGUAAGAAAAAUAGACGGGAUCCACCGCCAGACCUGCUGAACCAGCAUAAAGAGAUCUGUCAGCGACUGCACUGGCAAAAAUCCUACUUGGGGAGAGGAUCCUCAGCGGUGUUAGCAGAGUAUGAUCGUGUGUUAAAUAAGUUCGCUGUUGGUCUUGCUGAUUCAGUGAAGAAGUUUUCCAGUGAAGGCAACAGAGAAGCAGCUAAAGAUGCACUAGGAAGACUGAAGCUGGUGGAGGUUGAGAUGGAGUCUCUUAGGAGGCAGCGUUCUGCGUGAACAUGUGCAGGAGGUGGAAGUUCACGGGCGUCGGAGAACCGUUCUCACACGCAGAGGCAGUCAAUAACACACGUGUUCUGCAUGUACUUCAUUUCCUUCUCUUCCUCACAGCAUCACCCUUUCUUCUCCCUGCUCUUUCUCUCUCUCUAUAUCCUCUUAUACAAACACUAAUGAUAUUUUAGUCCACAAUCACCUGAGAUUCACUGGACUACUUUUCUGAGGAAAAAAAAUUGUACUGGUCUGUAUGGAAGGCCAACGAGUCCGUGUGUUAUUUAGUUUCUCUUAUCUGGAGUAUAUCCAGAUGUGUAACCCUGUCUAACAUCUGUUUAACUAAUUAUUCAACAUUAUGCAAAUUAGCUCCGCAGCACAUCCAAUCGAUGAGCUAUACUUUAAUUUGUUUACAUACAGUUACCUGAAAUUUCUAAUCGAAACGUCUGGCCACGCCCACAAACACGUCUCACUUGCUAGUGGGAAGAAAGGAUUCAGCACCAGCUUGUUAACUCGCCGCUCAGCAUCUCCGACCCUGUGCACGCGGUCUGUUAUCUCAGUAACGAUUAUUCAUUCAGGAGAAACGGAAGGGAAAAGUCACAGGACAAAAAAAACCCCAAAAAAACAGUAACGCACAGCCUCUGUGGACGUCCGUAUGAUCAGGAUCGGACGACUCCAGCGUCGUAUACACGAAGCACUACUUAUUGUAUCGGAUGUUUUUGCCUCUGGGCUUAUUUUUAUAACGACAGAACAGUUUAGCCUGAAAUGGAAUGUACACACUACAGGACCUGUUGGCUGUCUGGCGUUUCCUUAUUUACUACGUAGCUCACACGUAAGGGAAGGAAACAUGUCCUGAGAAACAAGUUGUUCUGCUUUAAGAUAUAGCGAGGGUUUUUUUUUAUAUAUAUAUAUAUAUAUAUAUAUAUAAAAAGGUGUGUCACACAGGGUCAGAAACUACAGCAGAGACAAUGAAAAUCUCCUCAAAGCCGAGUGACCAGACACAGGCUUUUUUAAAAAUAUAUAUAUAUUUUAGAAACAAGGGUGUAGGCUAUAACCUUAUUCGUUGGUUCCGGUACAGAAGUGCACCCAGAAGGCUCUCGGAAGAUCUUCUCAGCAUUCGGGGUGCUUGUGUACGUUUAGUUUUUGGCCAAACUGCUUCUUUAGCGAUCAUUUGCACAUUUGAUGAGGCGUAUAGCAGUACUGCUACUUUUCUGAUUUCUCCAUCUGCCCUCCUCUGUCUCCAUGCUCCCUGUGCCUUCUGUGAGAGCAUAUGUGUGUGUGUGUGUGUGUGUGUGUGGUGUAAAUCCUUAUAGAGAGCAUAUGAAGAAUAAUCUGGUCUCUGCACUGGGUUUCUGCUUAAUCCUUCCUCUGUGCAGCUCAGCAUGCUGUGAUACGGGGAUAAUGCUAACACUCCACCGGGGAAGUUUAAUGGGACGGGAAUAGAGGGUUGUAUAUGUGUACGUAGGGGGAAAGGGGGAGGGGUGAGGAUCCAUGGUCCGUAAUCGGGGAUUAACCCUCGUCUGGUUGCCCGGGUGACCUUUGAACUACAGUGGAGCGACAAAGCGAACAAUCUGACUGUGGGAUGUUUCAUAGCCAGCAUUUGGAUAAAAUGACAGAAGUCCAGAGGAGCCAUGCAUUCUUCUUGCAUCAUUAUCACAAUAAACCACACGGAACCUAUGCUUGCUAGAUAGCCAAUAUCUACGUAGUACACUCUGGAGCUUCUCCUGCCUACACGAUCCUCGAAACAAAUAACGUACGGCCUCUCUGGACUUCUGUACAUAAGUGAAGCCAUGUCAGGUUUCAGCUCUCGGAUGUGUGAUCUUCCAACUCACCUUCAGCACACCUGAGCCAGGUGAUCAGGUGCAGAUCGUGGUCUUCAGGGACUACGUAGGGAAAUGAGGGCUGUGUCCCAAACACUAGCAAUUGUGAGAAAAGAGUUCAUUCCGAAUCCUAAAAUAAAAACAAAAAUAUUUAGGAAAUAGAUUUUUUUGUGCCCUGGAAGCUUGCUGGUUAAUCAGCAGAUGAGCUGUUCUCAUACAGGAGAGCUCUAUACCCGCAUGAACCAGCUCCGUUAGCUAAAGCCUGACAGAGAUCGCAGUGAUGCUAAACAAAUGCAACCGAUAUUGUAGCUAACUUAGCACUUCCUGUUAUUAUACAGUCUGUUAUUUUGAAUGCUAAUACGACCAGCUGCUGUUCCUCAGCGUUAAAACCGACGUGCACGUGUUGGUAGUGUGAAUCGCUCGGCUGGUGAAACUAGACCGCGUUAAGAUUCAAAAACAACGACUGUCCUGGGGUAUAAAAAAAGAAAAGCGCAGAUUGUGAGCGAUCUAUCAUUUGGAACAAAGCCGAAUGUACGAAUGUAUCGGGGGGCGGGCUAAUUUACUCUGCCUCGUUCUACCUCGUUUCUAAUUCGUCAGCUAGUUACCGAGACCUUCAUGAGCUGGAUCGUUGGUGUCCGAGUUUCGAGUUCGGCUUGGGUUCGUGGUAGCAAAUUUCCUGUCUGAUGUCAGCGCGACGCCAGAAUGGCGGCGCUUUUGAAUUGCAGCUUCAUCGGUUUUGUAAAUCUGUAAUCUGAAAGUUUCUUUCAACCCCGCCCCCUCAGCCACCACUGGUCCCGCCGCCCUCGGAAAACCUCUCCGAAGACGUCGGGUUGGGUUCUACCCCUCGAAAUGCUCCAGUGGUAACUCGUUUGUGUCCGUAAACAGUGGAGGCAAAACCAGCGAUCCGUAAAAACCCAGACUAGCCGUAAUUUUUAUUUUUGACAGGAAAUUAGCUCAAUUAAAGGGUCGCUACAGGUAAACCCGCGCAGUGGAAAGCCUUAAUCAUGCAGGUAUCCCGUUAGGAAGGUGUUCGUGGGACAAUCGCAAACCAUGUGUUUUCCUUCUCUUUCUUGCACUCACUAAAAAAAAAAAGCCUCAGCGUACUUCCUGCAGAGACGAUACGCCGUUAUUGUGGAGGAAACGGACGUCGUGUGGAGGCAUCGCUCGCCCCAAACUAGGUUUGCUCGACCAGGUUCAGUCCAAAAAAUUAUCACUUUAAGGAGCAGCAGUUUUCUUCCAGUAAAUUCUGAACAGCGCCACCUACAGUACUGGAGGCCUCAUACCAGCUCUACAAGCUUCACAGACUUCUCUGUAUUAAUCACCCUGAGGCUUUUAUGCUAUAGAAUGUUUAACAUAGCAAGGUUCUGGGAUUAUAAUAUACAUUCUAACUUUCCACACACCUUCCUCUAUAAUACUUAAAAAUAUGGCAAUCAGAACAAAUGUAUGUAUGUAUUAAUGUAUGUGGUGUAUUUUUGGCAGCGACACUAUAACACUGUGUAUCCGAGGUGAUUGCUUGGAUGUCUUAUUGAUAUUUACUGCAGAUGUUUUUGGGCAAAUGUCUUAUGAUGACUCAUUAAAGUAUGAUGCUAAAGUA
This is a messenger RNA of Ictalurus furcatus (blue catfish), 6555 nucleotides long. It is a transcript of the gene cc2d1a, whose product is annotated as coiled-coil and C2 domain containing 1A. Gene Ontology annotation, molecular function: DNA-binding transcription repressor activity, RNA polymerase II-specific; RNA polymerase II cis-regulatory region sequence-specific DNA binding. The transcript is spliced from 29 exons. Gene Ontology annotation, biological process: regulation of transcription by RNA polymerase II. Gene Ontology annotation, cellular component: nucleus. NCBI's taxonomy places the organism in Eukaryota, Metazoa, Chordata, Actinopteri, Siluriformes, Ictaluridae. The coding region runs from base 181 to 3153 and encodes 990 amino acids. The record is from RefSeq and is a predicted model, not a curated record.